AUGGAGACAAUUGAUGCCCAUCUUCCUUUCCGUACGGGCGUCUUUACGUUGACUCUACCUUUAGCAUGCCGCCGCCGGGAGACGUCUGAUGAAGAUCGCCAUGUAAUUCCAGCUAGGAAAGAGCAGGAUCCACACCAUAGCUUGGAAGUCGAUCCUGGAAACAAGAGGGGGGAGACUAUCCGUGUCGCGGCGGAAGUGGCCCUUCAAAGCCGUGCGGAGAAUCGGGAAGUAUCACAUUUCCACACUGACCAGCCCGAUGCCGCAGACAAAGUCAAGGCAAGCAGAAGGGACCCCGAAAGCGGUGCAGAACACCAAUCGAAUGUACAAGUUUGCCCCGGCAGGACCAAUGCCUAUCAAUUCCUCCAAUCCACUGAUUUGAGGACACUGCAAGAGAAGGAGCUCCGCUACCAAAAUCUAUGCGCGCGAUACGACGAGUUUCAGAGGCGAUUGGAGCUUCACAAUGCGAAAAUGGCUCGCUUCAACGACGGAUGUAUCUCCCUUUUCACACCAACACUUGGCCCCACAAGUCAGUCGCGUAACGAUCUCCCGAAUCAUACCACCCAGAGACUUGCACAAAUGCAGCUGGGAAAUGAACUUCAUGUGGAGCCGGAAUGCGAGCCAGUGCUGCGCGUUCGUACUCCUCCCAAUGGUGGUUCAAGUCCAAUCUGGCUGCCUGAUCAUCACCCGUUUGAUUACUACAGUCCAAACCAACCCAUUCAAUAUCAAGACCGGAGGGAUGCCGCUACUUUUAUGCAAGAGUCCUACUGGCAGAGUCCCUACGAAUUCUGA
This is a messenger RNA of Westerdykella ornata, 789 nucleotides long. RefSeq lists its product as uncharacterized. The transcript has 2 exons. The record is from RefSeq and is a predicted model, not a curated record. The coding region runs from base 1 to 789 and encodes 262 amino acids. NCBI's taxonomy places the organism in Eukaryota, Fungi, Ascomycota, Dothideomycetes, Pleosporales, Sporormiaceae.